GCACCUUCCGGCAGGUUUUUAAAUUUGACUCAUUCUAGAGGGUCAAAUUACCUACUCACAGUUUUGAUUUUAAAUUUGUCUUAACUUUUAACAUGUAUAGUUGCUGAUUGUUUCCUAAAUGUGCAUGCAUUUUGCGUUCUUUCUUGAUCGUCGAUUUACCUUUUAUUUCGUUCUUUUCUCUAUCUUUUUUACUGUAUUCUGCAUGUUUCCUCUAGUACAAAGAACAAAGUAGAUUCUAGCGAAAAACAAAUCUCUGCAUGCACGUAACUUACUAAAAGCUUCACACUUUCAAUCCCUGAAUUCUAGUGGCAACUUGUAAUAAUAUUGCACUUAUAGUCAUCCUAGAAGUAACAUUACUUACUUACUUAUGCCUGUUACUCCAAAUGAGUUAUAGACCACCCAGAAGUAAUAGUGUUACUUGAUUGAUUGAAACUGUUCAUAAGGUCGACAUCAAGUCAGCAUUUGUAAUGUUAUACAGAAACCUUCAAGGACAUAUACUAAGGUUUAUUGAAGCCUUGUCUAUACGGAAACUGUGACCCCCUUUAUGCGUUCAAAAACAAUUUCUCUAUAUACUUAACCUAUCCUAGUAGUACUGAUCUACUAUCCAGAGUGGUAAUCAUGUUGUUUUUGUGUACUUUAAUACUUUUUUCUUUAUUACGACUUACCUUUAACCUAUCUAGUUGACCUUUUAAUUUUCUUAUCGAAAUGUCUUAAAUAGUAUAAGUGUGGUCAGAUUGUUCGAAAUGUAUUGCGCUUACUGAGUUGUCAGCUCACUUUUCUCCUGUUUCUUUCUCUUCCAAAUUCUCUUACAUACUGUUACCCACACUCCGCCAGCCGACAAGAUACCUUUAGGCUAAGCGCAGACCGAUCAAAGGCUGAACGUUAUAUGCAACUAUGGAACAUCCUCCGCCAGCUCUUCCAUUUUAUCCUCUUGCAAACCCAAAAGGUGAAGAACAUAGCUGUGAAGUAUGCUCUAAACCAGCCUACUUACAAUGUGGGGUGUGCCGGAUCACGUAUUAUUGGUUUGACCAUUAACAUAUGAAUGCAUUAUAUUUCUAGUGGAAUAGAGCAUCAAAAAAUUGAUUGGGUAGGAAUCCACAAAAAGAUAUGUCUGGAUUUAAUAACCUUUCGAGAAUCUAAGGGAUUUGUAUCAAAGGACAAGCGUGAGAAGAAAAACGAAGAACUUCAAAACAAAAAUAUUUAUUUGGUCCGGCUCACUCAACUGGAGGCUCAGAAACUUUUGUUUAAGGGAAAAUCAGAGGAAGCCCUACCUGCUGCUUUACAGUAUUUGAGGUUUGCAGUGCGUGCAUAUGGAAUAGCUUGUGUUGAAUUAGUAUCACCCUAUCUAGUUCUUGCAGAAUCAUGUAUUGGUCUUGGAAAACUGAAUCAAGCUGAGACUUACCUCGCACAAGCUCAGUGGAUAGUACUUAAAGCACAACAUGAAUGCUCAAAUAAUAUACAAUCACAGUUACAUCGUAAACUUGGUUUGUUAUAUGCUGCUAAAGGUAAUUAUAAACUAGCAUUGGCGAGUUUGGCGAAAGAUAUAUUUUAUGCAUCCCUUGAAUAUGGCACCGAUCAUAUUCGUACAGCUGGUGGUUAUUUUCAAAUGGCUGAAGUGUUUCAUGCAAUGUACAAAGACGAUGGCAACAAAGGUUCCCUUGAUCAAGACUUUACAGAAAAGUCAACUGAAUUUGUCUAUCUUUCGGUUACGCCGGAAAUUCCAGAAAUAAUUAAACAAAAUAAGUCUUACGGUCCAUUGAUUUAUGAGAGAGAAACGAAAUCAAACGACAGUUUUUCAACAAACCCAGAUUUUUGCAUUCAACCGCCUUCAUCAAAAGCUAAAGUGGUUGACAAUCUGUAUUCACGUGUAGUUAAUAUAUGGGCCAGAUAUCUAAAGGAAUUAGUAGAAAGCUUGUUAUUCAAACCUGUAUCCUCUGAAGACAUUGGUGCUAUUAUGGUGGAGACUACUCAAGAAGCUAAACAAACCCUAGAUGAUGCACAAAAAGCUGAAGCUGAAAAAAUGCUGUACGCAAUCGAGAAAUAUCAUAAUCAGCGCAUCAAUGGAAAUGAGUCCAAUGCAAUUACUUGUAAUUCAGCCAAGCCAGAUCCAAAAGUUCAAUUGUAUUUGACUUUGUCAAUGCUAAACUAUAUUUUGGAAAGAAAGCAAGAAUCUAUACAAUAUUUAAUCAAAGCCAAAGUUGCAGCUGAAUUUAUGGUAGAACAUCCAAAAAUCACUGUGAAUAUCAAUUUGAUGGAACGUGCCUUAAGUGAAAAAAAAAUUCAACAAGUUGCAUAAAAAUUAUUUCAGACAUAAUUGCUGUUUCUUCUUCUCUUCAUGAUUAAUUUUCUGGACAGAAAUAAGAGAAUAUUUUUCUUUUCCUAUUUUUUUCUACACCGCUUAGAAUCAAUAAAUAAUGUAAUUUAAACGUCAGCGAAAUUCACGAAAUAAAAUGAUACUUUAAGAUUGUGGAGAUUUGUAACUCAGGUGGAUAAUUUAGGUGAAGUUUUGUUUUCUGAGCUAGAUGGAUUGGUUGUAGAGAUUUCACUGUUCUUCUGAACAACAUUAACACAAACUUCAGGUACAAGUAAAGUGUUUGAAUUUCUCCACAUAUGAUUCACAGUUUAUUCUGACAUUUCUACUUGAAGUUUGUACUGAUUACGUUGUUGAUGGUAUCACUUUCAGAAUGGAAGCGAAAAUUGAUAACCAGAUCAGGUUUUUCUCGCAGUAUACUACUUGAUUAGUCUUCGAAUGUAACUCUAGA
Molecule: messenger RNA, 2762 nt
Organism: Schistosoma spindalis
Lineage: Eukaryota; Metazoa; Platyhelminthes; Trematoda; Strigeidida; Schistosomatidae
Source: the annotation of a GenBank genome assembly